Truncatella angustata is the source of this 3186-nucleotide messenger RNA. RefSeq lists its product as uncharacterized. Lineage: Eukaryota; Fungi; Ascomycota; Sordariomycetes; Amphisphaeriales; Sporocadaceae. The record is from RefSeq and is a predicted model, not a curated record. The transcript has 4 exons. The coding region runs from base 1 to 3186 and encodes 1061 amino acids.
AUGGCCUUCACGCGAGAUUCAACACUCACAGAGGAAAGCGAGAUGUUGCUAGAAAGUCUAGAAGGACAGGCACCUCCUCGAAACCGCGGCCUCUAUCGCGAUUCCAUGUUUGUGCUCAAAGAUAUAGUCUUACUUGUCCUUGCCAUUCCUACCCUCUUCAAUUUAUUCGAGCUGGUCUUACAAGACCGGCAAAACCAUAUUCGUCAGAAACCACAAUCCACUCCUUCACUGCCUGGUUGCAAUUGCGGCAACUCAGUCGCCCAAGCUCUGCAGCUAAACUGCAGGUAUGACACCUUAGCAGCAGCUUGGCUGCCUGAUCACUGCCGCGACGACGAGUUGACCGAAUUGUUCAAUCACUCCGGCGACGGCCCAAAUGGAAGUUGGACAUACUGGGCGGAUUUUGAACACACUCAGGAACUGAGCGUUGGUCAGCUGGGGGCACUCGCAGACCUUCCCGAGGGCGGAGUGUUCUAUAUGACACAUCGCUGGCACCUUGUUCACUUUCAUGACGAACGCUUUGAAAGUGUGACUAAAGCCCACAAUGCUACCUUCAACUGGCUAUUGGCUAACGAAAACACGGCCAACUCGGUGGAUGGUACGUGCAAACACCUCGACAAGAACUUGGUCCAAGCCAAGCAGCAAUUCGUACAGUGGCUUGAAGCUGGCGAGGAUUUCUUCUACAUAGCUGGAAAGCCAGGUGCGGGCAAAUCAACGCUCAUGAAAUUCAUCUGCAGCCAUAUCAAUUUCUGCCGCCAUUUAAGGGUCUGGGCCGCCGGAUCAGCACUUCUCGUAGGCAGAUUCUUCUUUUGGAAGCCUGGACAGCCAGAGCAGAAAAGCAUCAAUGGGUUGCUUCGCGGGUUGCUAUACUCUAUUCUCGAGUCUAGCCCUGAUAUUACCACGACUGCUUUCCCAGAGCUCUGCGAAGGACUUCGCAGCAACCGUUUGGGGCCAAAUCCAAUCCAGGACCAGGAUGUGGAGCGGGCGUUCGAGAACAUACUGGCUAAAUCCAAAGUUACAAACAGACACAAAGUUGUGUUGGUUAUUGACGGGCUAGACGAAUUUGAAGGCAACCACGCGGAUCUUCUCGUGAUCCUCAAAGCUUGGGCUACGAAUUACCGGCCCAUAAUCAAGAUUUGCGUGUCUAGUCGUGAGUACGGCAUAUUCGAGGAGUUCUUCUCAGGCUAUCCCAAAUUACGUCUACAUGAAUUGACAUGUGACGACAUGGCUCAGAUGAUAACCUGCUGGCAAACACGCGAGGAGCUAUUCUCUUCUUCAACCUGCGAGGAAGCAAAACUCAUAAAAGACCUCAUGAUCAAACAGGCUGAAGGCGUGUUUUUAUGGGUAAUCAUGGUGAUUGCAACAAUCGAAGAUGCCUUGCUAUCGCGUGAUAUAACCAACGCCAGCGAGAUUCGUCGGAAAAUACGACUCUGCCCAUCUGAAUUAGACGACCUGUUUCCGCAUCUGUUGCAGUCCGUCACUGCAAAUCACCGUACCUGGGUGUAUAGGGCUAUUUCCUUGGUACGGUUCGCUCAGUUCCAGGUUCCAGGGCUAUUGCGGUCAAGCCAAGCAUAUCACGGAGUAGGUCUUUUGGAUCUGAUGCUGCUUGACGAGGCAUCACCAACUUGGAACUUGUCCACAUUCCAGCCACGGUCCGACACGAAAGCUUUAGAUAUACAACUGCGCUUAGAGAACGCUCGCAAAAGAAUUAUCAGUCACUGUAAAGGCUUCCUUAGUAUUGCUAGCAUCGCCGAGGCUACUUUGUGGCCCGCAAACGGCGACGAGCGAAUGUACGCUGCUCUCACACACCGCUCUAUCGUCGAGUUUUUGAGUUCGGACACAGCACUCAGUCAGAUGAGUACGUACCUGGCUGACUUCGAUCCUUUUUUCGCGCUUUUUUCAACCGUUUUGGCCUGUCUUCGCUUUCUGCCUCCGUCACAUUAUCCAUUGCUCAAGCCCAAGCAAGAUAUUCCUCAACGGGAAUGUUUGGAAUUGAUUGAUAUACUCGAGGAUACCCUGCAGACCCGGCUGAAGGAGCUGAUCAGAUGCGGCGCUCUGCUGGGUCUAUCGGGAUCCCCGAGAUUCCUUAGCCUAAUCGAUGCUAUAGGGGAUGCGAUCAAGCGGCACCUCACAAUACAGCUGGCCAUCCAAGAAGUGCGUCUCCCAGUCACCAGCAGGUCUCCGCAUGAGGUUCUUGUGACUCUAACGCUCCGGGAACGAAUUUACGAAUAUAGUGAAUGGAGGAGACGACGAGCAGUUCCAGGCGCUGAGACACCCAUCAUGACUCAUCAUAUGUUCGAGGCAUUCUUGAAUGUGAUUCGUUACUUUCAUCUGAAUGACUAUGAACGUGCCAACCACAGCCAAGCCAACGACACCAAAAAGCCGAAGAGACCUCGGGACUGGAUUAGAUGGAAUUGGCUGAAUGAGACAUCAGGUCUUACACUAGAUGUAUUUUCCAAGCUACUUGCAGAGUUCUUCGCAAAUGGCAUUGAUUUGAAUUGGAUUCCGAACAAGAACCCAGCUAGCGUUUCUUGGAAAGGAAGCAAAACCAUCGACAAAGUCCCUUGGACUUGCUGGCAGACACUCUUGUGGGCCAUGCUGAUGUACGAAAUCCCUUGCGUUCAGAAGUAUGCGAAAGUCGUUGAUCUUCUCCUAAGACAGGGGGCCGAUCCUAACAUACAAAUCUCAGUUGUUGGGCCUCUUAAAUCGUUGAAGUUUGGUCGACCCGAGCCUCAUGAGGGUUGGUACUUACUGAUGCCGUACAUGAAAAGCAGAGAACUGGCAGAAUCUCUCGUGAGAUCCGGGCUCACAUGUGAUCAUGAUCUCGUAACACGACGAGACCUAGACUACAUACCGACAGCGCUCAUUCAAGAGUCCGCGCCGAUUUACCAAUGCGCGAAGGAUAGGGGCUGGCUAAUUAGCCUUCGCGACAUUCUCGCUCUGUGUUUUCCGCAGGAGGCGGGCUACUUCUCUGAUCUGCUCGAUAGCCUUGACAAUAAUGAAGACACGCCAGUCCAAAAGACCGAAAGCCCACCUCUCCCCUUGGACUACGUCGUCGGAUGUGACACAGGCGUUCUUGGGACUUCACGAGGUACGUGUGACUUUGGGAUAAUAGUGGAGGAGUUUCGGAUUCAAAACAGCAUCUCAAAUCCGUCUACUACGGUCGCCAGAGAGGUAAAGUUUUGGUGA